Rhododendron vialii is the source of this 1845-nucleotide messenger RNA. Its product is annotated as disease resistance RPP13-like protein 4. The coding region runs from base 1 to 1845 and encodes 614 amino acids. The record is from RefSeq and is a predicted model, not a curated record. NCBI's taxonomy places the organism in Eukaryota, Viridiplantae, Streptophyta, Magnoliopsida, Ericales, Ericaceae. The transcript has a single exon.
AUGGACCACGUGAAUGUGAAAAUCAACCUGGCCCAUCGGAAAUUUGAAGAGCUACGAAAAUCAGGCGGAAGUCUGAGAGACUUUGACGAGCUCCGAAAGGCCGUCGCAAAGCUGAAAUUGCAAAUCCCUUCGCACGGGAAAAUCCGUUCUGCGGAUUCCAACCCAAAUCGUAACCGGUGGCCGAAUAUAAACGAGGCCGAGGAUGGAAUGACGCACUUCUUCUACAAGGCGCCUGAGGUCGAGCACGCCGGUGAUUUUGAUGGCCUACUAUUGGAAGCUUUCCGUGAACUCCCCCUGCCAUUGCGGAUGUGUUUGUUAUGUUUCUUCAAGUUCCCACCAGCGGUAACUAUAAAGAGAACGACGAUGAUUUACCUGUGGAUAGGGCAGCGAUAUACUUAUUGGCGUCUGUGGGGUACUGGUAGAAAAGAGUGGAAAGAAGAACUUCCACUAGAAGAGGAUGUUGGCAACAAGAUCAUUGAUGAGCUUAUUGCAAAGGGCUUCAUUGAGCCUGUCUACCAAAAUUGCUCCUUGGUGCCAGACAGUUGCAGGAUGAGCCUUUCUGUUCGUUCUACUUUAUACAAAAAGGCUGAACAUAGAGGAUUUACUUCAAAUGAUACUCUUGAUUUGGAUCGUGGAUUUGUUUGUGGCGGUCAAUAUGGGCACUCAUGUUUGAUCAAUGUCGGCGAGGCCAUUAUUCAUUGCGGGCCUGAAAUAUUUGAGAAUAUGAAUAAUGUCCAAAGUCUUUAUCUUGGAAGGUGGCAGAGCUUAGCUACACACCACAUUGAACUAGCAGACGUCAAAAUUCUCCUUGGACUGAAGAAGCUGAAUAGAUUAACUUUUCUAAGCCUCCGAGGAAUUUCUAUGAUUACAGAGCUCCCUGCAUUCAUUGUAGAGCUCAACGAUUUGAAGAUCUUAGAUCUCCGUGCUUGUCAUAAUCUUGAGGUGAUUCCUGACAAUGUAGGUUUGCUCGAGAAUUUGACACACUUGGACAUGUCUGAGUGUUACUUUUUAGAACACAUGCCCGAGAGUCUUGCUCAACUAUCAAACCUCCAAGUCCUCAAGGGAUUCUUCAUUGGAGAAUUCAACAACAACAAACAAUCAUGUACUCUUCACAAUUUGUCAAGAUUGUUGAAGUUGAGGAAACUUAACAUCUAUGUAAGUGUGAAAGACUUUCCCAGACUGUGGGACUUUGAUGAUUUAAAAAAUUUUGAAGGACUGCAAAAGUUGACAAUAUCAUGGGGAGGAUGCUCUUUACAAGGUGAAAGCCUGAGGCUCAAAAAAAUUCUAGAGAACCCUAGUCUUGGAGAAUCAAGAAGAAAAAUAAUAGCAGAUAGUCAAGCCACCGUAGCAGCAUUCUUUGCUACUCGAGCACAAGGCCCUCUGGCACUUCCUCCUAGAUUGGAGAAACUAGACCUUCAGUGUUUCCCUACGGUGAGUCUAACCAAUUGGUUGAGGCCUGCCGUAAUGAAGGGACUAAAGAAACUAUACAUUAGAGGAGGGCAACUAUGUGAUCUAGGCCAAUCAGGGAACAGCCAAGGGGAGCACUGGAACGUGGAGAUAUUGCGUUUGAAGUACUUGGAGGAAUUAGAGAUAGAUUGGAGAGAACUGAGGAUAUUAUUUCCCAAAUUAAUUUACUUGCACCAGGUAGAAUGCCCCAAGCUUACUAACUUCUGGUGUGAUCAGAGGGGCGUGUGGAUGGAUGUCAAGGCCAUUGAUACUCACGUACAGCUGCAGAAUUACCUCAGAUUCAGUGGCAUGAUUGGCUCGAGUUCUAUGCAGGGCUCUGGUUCAACCUCAGCUCAUAAUGAUUGUAACAUUUGUCCAGUAGAUGAGAAACGGCUUUAG